CUAUCCUGCUUUUGGAAACCAAGCGAACCCAAUAGCUAAACAAAAUAAUUUUUUUCUCAUCUAACGUUAACCCUUCCGUUUUUUUUUCUCUAAAAUCCUUACCUCAUUUGUUUUGUUAAAUUUCUCGCUUCGGCGCGCCUUUUUUUUCCCCUUCUAUUUGAAAAUUCACCUUCAACCCCAAUGUUCUUUUGUGUUCAUUUCGAGCUCGUUAUGCAAAAAGGACGAAGUAUGAACUUCAUUGCGCCGAAGCUGCUGCUGCUGCUACUACACAGACACAAAACAAAGAUUCGCAUUUUUUUUUUCUCUUCAUUUUUUUUUUCGGGGUCUCCCUCACAAGCGAAAGGCCAUUUGUGUUCUUGCUGAAUAAUAAUAAUCCAUUAAGAUGGUGUUGCCAUCAUUACUCCCCCCGUUUAUUUUAGGAACCUGUUCUACUUGUCAAGUUGAAGAAUGUUCACCCUAUUUCCUCCUCUCUCCGGGUAACAUUAUAACAAAUUAUAGAAAGACAGCAGUUAUAUUCCAAACGAAGGUGGAAGUAACAUCGCCGUUUGCAACACGUCGAAUUUCAAGUUGAAUUAUAUAUUUCAGACCUGAGCGUGUGUAAAUGUGUGUGAUCGAUUGAAAUCGGAUUCUUGAAAAAAUCUGGUCUUGUUUUCACCAUGCUUUGAUUAUUUUCUUUUUUUUUUCUUUAAUUUUCUUGAUUGAGAAAUGACCUCAACAAAUGCUGUCCUCGUUGUUUCCUCUGCUCCAACCUUUUUUUUUCACUUUCAUUUUUAUUUUAAAAAUAGUUUGCGCGUCUCUCGUUUCGGUGAUGAUGAAAUUCGUAUGUUUCCUAUGAUAACGAUAAUUUAGUUUCUGAUUGACUUGAUGUUUUUUUUUUCUCCUUUACCCUCUUUUGCAACAUUAGAUAGAGAUACGAACGAGUUUGCUGCUGAAUUGCUGCCUUUUUGUAGUUGCACACACAACUGUAGACAGGUUCUCCCCAUACGCAUCUCCCAUCAAGUUCUAAGAACGUUACAAUUUAUUAUUAUUCCUUUUUACCCUGCAAGUCACGCGCUGUGUGUGUGAGAGUGUGUGUGUGUGUGUGUGUUUGCGUGCAAGUGGGAUUUGCUGGAAAACAAAAGAAAUACAUCAAUUUCUGCGAUUGAUGCGUCAGAUCGAUUUUUCAAUCAAAAUGUCGGAGAUACGGGAGGUAUCACAUUUCUUCCCAAGGAAGGAAACGAGUUCAUCCACAGCGUCGACGAAUCAAUUCUCCACGAACCCAUCAGGAUGAUGGCAGCCCUUAAAAAAUGUCAACUGGUAAAUUUACUAUUUGCUUUGCUGGGGACUGUUCGGAAUGGAACGGGGUUUGACGUCAGCACUCAGCACUUAACCGAUUGGUUUUCUACCGAGUGCCGAAUUUAGGUACAGCAAUAAUGCCCCCGUUUUCACGCAAUUAGAUUUAUCAGUCCAAUCGUUAAGUGUAUUUCUACGUAGUUGGAAUGUUUUUAGUGCUUGCAGUCACGUCGUUUAGAUCAGGUUGCAUAUCUGAUAAUGCCUAUUCGAGCAGCAACAGUAGGAGCGAACGAAGAAACAAGUGAAACGACAGUUUCAGUCAACCAUGGAUCGGCUGGCAAGUAUUGGAACUGGAGUUUGCAUCCAAUAAUCAUUUUUUCCAUGUUGGUUGGAGUUGAUUUGACUGUUCCAUCAAAAAAUUCCUGUCGUCAAAAAUGGAAAAAGAUCUUCUGUGUUAUUUCUUUAAUGAUCCACGCAGCCUUCACGCUGAACUUGGUGCAGAUUUUCCAGGGUCAGCUGAGUGAAAUAACCAGUUUUUUUUUUGGAGAGGAUGGAAACCAAUCUACGACUGCCUUGUGGAAUGUAGUCAUCGAUGUUAUCAAUUUUGAAAUCGGCUGUUUUGGCGCCCACUGGAUUAUGUAUUUUUGCAUCAAAAAGAGAUGGGCCUCUCUCUGUGAUGCCUUUCAAUUGCUGGUUCCACUUUUCGACGCCGAAUUUUACAAGGAAUUUCACGCCAAAUUACGACGCUGUUCUUACUACGGUUUAGCGUGCAUCGUAUUAGGGGUUGGCAGUUUGAGUAUUAUUGGAGUUGUUCCGAAUAUUUAUACGGAGACCACAUUCAACAUAAAAUUUUUGGCACUUUCGCAAGUUUUCUUCCAGAUUUAUCACGUAUUGUCAAUUACGUUGUUCGCUAUUGCCAGUUAUGCUUCAUCGAUUUCCUUUCAAUCUAUCGCUUUGAAACUGAAUGGCUGGAAAAAUCCACAAGCUCUUAAUCUGCAUCCGAAUGCUGACCUUAUUCUCCUGAAACGCUAUUACGUUUUGGCUUGCCAGACUGUCGACAGCAUUCACCAUUGUUUCGGCUGGAGCCUUCUAUUCAUCGUGCCACAUUUAUUCGUCGCCAUCAUUAAUGCGUCGUUUUACUGGUUUGCCAAAACUAAUGAGAACAACUCGGCUUCUGAAAUCACGUUUUUCUUCUUUCUUCUCAUCAAUCUUUUCGUCGUUUGCACAACUUCCGAUCGCGUACGUAUUCAGUCGGAGAGGGUACUCAAAGAACUUAUUCGACUAAGAAUCGAACCGAGACAUAAUCAUUGCAGAAAACAGGUCCAUGAACUCCUCAUGCAAGUAGUAUUAAACUCACCACGAAUAAGCGCUCUUGGCUUCUUCAACGUCAGUAAAAAAUUAAUUCCCACUAUGAUUGGAACGACGCUGACGUACUACUUUAUUCUCCGUCAGUUUCAUUCUUCAGAGAAAAAGUCUUUUCGUUGACACUUAUACUAUUGCAUUAUCGCAAUCAUGUAUUUGAAAGUUCACUUAAAUGCGCUCUUUACCUUAUAGAAUUUAUGCUUAAUUACGUAUUCAGUUUCCACGUCAUUCUAGAACGAUAAAGGGUACAUAGAAUACGCGCAUCAAGCAAUUAUGAAAUGGAAAUACGCUACUAUUAUCAUACAUGAUUGAAUGAGUCAUUAGGUGUACAUUCAUUUUUGACGUGUAUUCUUUGUCGUUGUCAUUCGUCACAAAUUUGUAAGAUCACUAAUGGAUUAUCUAACAAGUGCAACCCCCCCCCCCCCCCCCCCCCAAACAAAAAGACCCAUUAAGGUCUACAACUUUUUUGUUAUUAUUUAGUAGUCGGCGUAGAAUGUUGGUUCCGACAAGAACUGUAAGUGAGGAAGCAGUUGAAAAGGGCUGGUUAUGGAGUGUUCAACCUCUUGUCACUUGGGCAAAAUGGUUGGGUAUUGAUUUGUCGAGUGAACAGAAAUUUUCUCGGUGUUUUGUUUUGUAUUCCCUUUUUGUUCUUUUAACUUCUAUGUCCAUUCAGUUGCUAUGUUUAAGCUACAUUAUCGAUAACCACAAGGAAAUAUCUGUUACUUUUACCAUUGAAACUAGUUACCAUUCCGAUACAUUUUCAUGGAACACGGCGAUGGAUUAUGUUAACUAUGCUGUUCACAGCCUUGCAACCCACGUAAUUUUUUUGUCCGUUUUUCGGGCUCGAUGGAAUUUGUUGGGAGAAACUUUCCAAAAUUUGGAAUCAUUUUUGAAAUUCAGUUUCUUCGACAGAAUCCGAAAAGCCUCUAUUUUAGGUCUAGUUUGGAUCAUUCUUCUGCAUACUUCGUUAUUAGCUACUAAUCUAUAUCACCAUUCCAAAUAUGGAUCAUCAUUCUUGAUUCUGUUUUGUUCCUUGGUGUCUGUUUUUUCGCAAGUUUAUCCCAUCACGGCUAUAGUUCUAUUUUCAGUCGUGUGUUACGCUUCAUCAAACGCACAUCAAUCAAUCCGAAUGGACCUUAAUCUUCUCAAGAAUACCACAACAGACGGGAACUAUUAUAAUCGCUUGUCAACUUUGAAGAGGAGACAUGCGCUUGUGUGUGAGACGGUUGAUCACAUCAACCACUGCUUCGGCUUUUUUAUGGGAAUUUCUCUGUCCUUUCAUUUUGUGUCUAUGAUUACCGCAUCAUUUUAUUUGUUCGGAACUGAUAAAGAGCCUGGAUCAGUUCUGGACAUAGGUUUUGCGUGCUCGCAAAUUUUUAAUCUUUCACUUAUUUGUUACCCAGCGGACCUGAUCCGCCUUAAGGCCGAUUCAGUUUUGAGAAAACUCAUCCGUAUGCAACUUGAAAUGGAAGAACCCCUUAAAUCUUUGACGAACGCAUUCGCGGAGCAAACAAGCCUGUUUUUCCCUCAAAUUAAUGCGGCUGGUUUCUAUCCCAUAAGCAGAAAAAUCAUUCCUCAGAUAGUGGGAACGACACUCUCCUAUUUUUUCAUUCUCUACCAAUUUCAGUCAGCCGAGAGAAGCGAUACGUCAGUAAAUGCAGGAAUAUGAUUUAUUUAAAAAAAAUACAGUUACCCAGUCUGCUUACCAUUAUUGCUUUGUGUAUUCACUGUCAGAAAACCAUCUUCUUUUGGAAUUUUUUUGUUCCCGUUUCCCCGCAUACUCACAAAUAGUGAAAUUGGGCAACGCAGGCGUGUUGCGCAGCUUUGUUUAUUUACCUUAUAUUUGUAUGAUCCCGUCAGUCACAGUCAAAUCAUUUUGAUUUGACAGUGUUCAAUAAAUUAUCAUUUUAAAACACUAUUUGAGUAUGGAUAUACAAUUCACAGGAAAGACAGCUUUGGUUACUGGUGCAGGGCAAGGAAUUGGAAGAGCCAUUGCAAAACGAUUGUUUGAACAUGGAGCUAAAGUUUAUGCGUUAUCGAAGACGUCUGAAAAUUUAAGAAAAUUACAAGAGGAAGCUCCUGGAAUCCUUACUGUUAUUGUAGACCUUGAAGACUGGGAGGCAACUCAAAAAGCUGUCAAAGAUCUGGGUCACAUUGAUUUGUUGGUCAAUAAUGCUGGAGUUGCAAUCUUGGAGUCCUUUUUGGAUAUCAAGAGUGAAAGUUUUGAUAAGGUCUUCAAUGUCAAUCUUAAAGCUGUUGUCAAUGUUUCUCAAACAGUAGUAAAGCAAAUGAUUGAAAAUAAAACAGGAGGAUCAAUUGUAAAUGUGUCAUCCCAGGCUUCCCAGGCAGCUUUAAGAGAUCAUGCUAUUUACUGUAGCACUAAGUCUGCUCUUGACAUGCUGUCAAAAGUAAUGGCUCUUGAGUUAGGGCAACAUAAAAUUCGAGUAAACUGUGUGAAUCCGACAGUUGUGCUUACGGAAAUGGGAAAAAUGGGUUGGUCAGAUCCCUUAAAGUCAGGUCCUAUGCUUGCUGGAAUCCCCUUGGGUAGAUUUGCAGAGGUUGAAGAAAUAGUGGAUGCAGUUGUAUUUCUUCUUAGCGAUAGAGCUUCCAUGAUUCACGGAACGACUCUUCCGGUUGAUGGGGGAUUUUUGGCGUGUUGAAACUUGAAACGAAGGUUGAACAUGCGUUUCAACUUUUUUUCAAAUCUGGGGUAAUGUAAUGUUAAUAAAAGUCUAUCAAAUUGUUGCAAUUUAAAUAAUAAUAAUAAUACAUUCCGUUUAUUAUU
Daphnia pulicaria is the source of this 5419-nucleotide messenger RNA. RefSeq names its product L-xylulose reductase-like. Lineage: Eukaryota; Metazoa; Arthropoda; Branchiopoda; Diplostraca; Daphniidae. Gene Ontology annotation, molecular function: carbonyl reductase (NADPH) activity; L-xylulose reductase (NADPH) activity. Gene Ontology annotation, cellular component: dendrite; axon; neuronal cell body. The record is from RefSeq and is a predicted model, not a curated record. Gene Ontology annotation, biological process: xylulose metabolic process; glucose metabolic process; sensory perception of taste. Bases 4560 to 5294 code for a protein of 244 amino acids. The transcript has 16 exons.